This is a messenger RNA of Aspergillus uvarum CBS 121591, 561 nucleotides long. RefSeq lists its product as uncharacterized. NCBI's taxonomy places the organism in Eukaryota, Fungi, Ascomycota, Eurotiomycetes, Eurotiales, Aspergillaceae. The coding region runs from base 1 to 561 and encodes 186 amino acids. The record is from RefSeq and is a predicted model, not a curated record. The transcript is spliced from 2 exons.
AUGUCCUGCUGCGGUCGCACCUGCGCCGGUAGCAACUUCCGCCAAUACUGCCGGUGCCGCUACAUCGGCCGAUACUCAAGCGGAAACGCCCACACAGACCUCAGUCCUAACAUCUUCAACGUCGGAAGCACCCACAACUCAAGUGCCAACCACUACCGAGUCUUCGACAUCAGUUUCAACCUCUUCAACGUCAUCGUCAUCGUCGACCACAACAGCCCCGGCAGAACCUACAACGACGAGCACCUCAUCACACACAACAUCAAUAUCGACAACGACAACGUCGUCGUCAUCUUCAACGACAACGUCGUCGUCAUCGUCAACGACAACAGAUCCUGUUCCUACCAGCAGUUCCGCGUCAGAAACCAGCCGCACGGUCGAUGUCGUCACAACAGUUGUAACACAAACACCUACCAAUGGCUCUACGGGAGUAGAAACUCUCACUAUAACCUCGACAGACACAUCGAUCCCAACAGCCACUGCGGGUACGGCAGCGGACGGGGCUUCUAUCACUGGAAGCGGCUCGUCGGCUACUGGGACUUCAAAGAGUACCAACAGCGGUAG